Podarcis raffonei (Aeolian wall lizard) is the source of this 1654-nucleotide messenger RNA. It is a transcript of the gene ALKBH1, whose product is annotated as alkB homolog 1, histone H2A dioxygenase. The coding region runs from base 171 to 1256 and encodes 361 amino acids. The record is from RefSeq and is a predicted model, not a curated record. Gene Ontology annotation, biological process: oxidative RNA demethylation. The transcript has 6 exons. Gene Ontology annotation, molecular function: ferrous iron binding; broad specificity oxidative DNA demethylase activity; oxidative RNA demethylase activity. NCBI's taxonomy places the organism in Eukaryota, Metazoa, Chordata, Lepidosauria, Squamata, Lacertidae. Gene Ontology annotation, cellular component: cytoplasm; nucleus.
GUACCCUACCACACCGCCAACGCACGCUCUUGUCUCCAUGGUGACAGCUGCCCCUUCCGGGUUCUUGCACGUGCCGCCGCCCCCCCCCCCCCAGGGGGGGAACCUUCUCUCCUCCAUCCCCCGAACAGAUUUUGCCUCUGUAUUUGCAGCUGAGCAGGAAUGCCGGAUGGAUGGAUGGAGGUGGGAAGGCUCCUCUUGUGGCAGAACUGAACUUAUUGGGGGGGGGGUUAGGCCAGCCGCCCACAACAUGUGCACUCAGGUGUGGAAUUCCUCAGAUUGUCAGCUCUCCCCUGAGUUUUUCCUCAGUAAGUGAUCACGAUGCUUACAGAGCAGGACUGCGUCCAGUUAAUCAAUGGAAAGCCUAUGGCCUCAAAAACUAUCCAGGGUUUAUAUUUAUCCCAGAUCCCUUCCUUCCUGGCUGCCAGCGUCACUGGGUGAAGCAGUGCCUGAAGACAUACACCCAGAAGCCUAAUGUGUGCAAUUUGGAUAUGCACAUGUCUUCUACUGAAACCACUGAUCUGUGGGGGAAGAGUCAGCAUCAGUUGCGAAACAAAAGUUCCAGCAAACGGGCCUCAAAAACUUUACUGGAAAAGCUUCGCUGGGUGACUUUGGGUUACCAUUAUAACUGGAAUACAAAGAAAUAUUCAGCCAACCACUACACGCCUUUUCCAUCUGACUUGGCUUUCCUCUCGGAGCAAGUGGCUAAAGCUUGUGGUUUUCCACGUUUCCAAGCGGAAGCAGGAAUCCUCAACUACUAUCACUUUGAUUCAUCUCUGGGAAUUCACGUGGAUGAGUCCGAAUUGGACUAUUCUCAACCGCUUCUAUCAUUCUGUUUUGGACAGUCAUCCAUAUUUUUGUUAGGGGGGCUGAAACGAGAUGAAGCCCCUGUGGCCAUGUUCAUGCACAGCGGGGACAUGAUGAUCAUGUCCGGCUUCAGCCGCCUGCUGUACCACGCAGUCCCCAGGAUUCUUCCCAACCUGGAGGGGAAGCCUUUGCCUUCUUGCCUGGAGCUGCCUCUCCCUGCUGGCCUUCCUGAAGACUCUGUUAUGGAGCCCUGCUCUCAGGAGGACUGGCAAGUCUGUGCCAAGUAUCUGCAAGCAUCCCGUGUCAACAUGACUGUCAGGCAAGUGCUUGCUGAAGGUCAGAGCUUCCCAACUGAAGCCAGGACAGGGAGAGACCUGGAUGCUUCCUCCGUAGGCUCUUAUCAUGAGGAGCACAGUGAAAUAAAAAAGCACAAGUCUGAUACGGGCAGCUGAAACCUGGCCAGAUGGAGCAGCAACAUACGAAGUGGAUUUGUUACAAAACGUUUUGAACUUUGUGGGCAAAGUACAUGGCUCAGACCAAAAGACUACUUGUGUUGUGUUUUCUCCCAAGGUCACACAACUAAAGAAUGUCGCUCCAGUGCUUUGGUUAACACCAUCUGAAUAUAAUAAACAUUCCCUGACUUAUAGCUGUCUUGUUACUCACUGUUACAAGUGACAUCUUUUAGAAGACAUCUGAAGGCAGCCCUGUUUAGGGAAGCUUUUAAUAUCUGAUGUUUUAUUGUAUUUGUAUUUUUUUGUUGGAAGCUGCCCAGAGUGGCUGGGGAAACCCAGCCAGAUGGGUGGGGUAUGUAUGUAUGUAUGUAUGUAUAAAUAAAUUAUUAUUAUUAUUA